AGCGGUUCUCGUACUGGCUGCACUGCUGUCACGGCCCGUGUUGCCAGCUCGACUUCUGUCACUGCUGUCAAACGUUCGCGAACCAAAAUAAACAAACUUCACGCGAUGUUCGUGGCGACCGUUUGGAAAUGUGGAUUUUCCUGUUCCAUCCGAGUUUUCCCGAGUCUGAUCCGGCAGGGACGCUUCACAACUCCCUCUUAUCACCGAGCAUUACACCGCACAUCCUGGCUGGGAGUUAAAAAACACGUCGAGAACGAAAAUGAUUACGCCAGUUCGGUUUUGCACAGGAGUCUCGCUCAGAUCCCCGCAGAGGAGUUUCGGUUAAAGACCACCAUUCACUCUUCGAAUCCGCCGAUUGAUGUAGAUAAUUUCGUAGAAUCAUCGAAAUGUGCUGAAAAGACUCCCGAGAAGCAGCUGGAACUGCUGGAUGGCUUCGUAGCGCUCGUAAGCCGGGGUAGCACACCGGUGGAUGAUAGCAGAUUUGCCGGUUUCGUGGAAUCGUUUGCUGAAAGUGUACGUUCCUUCGAUGAGACACACAUAGAGCUGGCACUGAAGUUGCUGACCAAACUGGACGAGAUCAAAACGCCUUACGAACCAAACUAUGUCGACCUUUGGAUGGCACUCGAUGGCGAGUGUUUGAAACGCGUCACGGACUGGGACACCGAACGGUUGCUGCACUUUGCCGAUCUCUGGUACCCGCUCCGGUUGGCCAAACAGGGCAAGUUCGUGAAUAAGGCACUGUGGAAGAUUAGCAACCGGUUGCGAAAGCUAGCACCACGCACGCUGGUGAAGACCGUGUUCUACAUCAACCUGACGCGUGUGCCGAUGGAAAACAUGAUGGACAUCGAGGUGAACUUUGCGCAAAACUUUGACUCCUUCAGCAUCGACGAUGUGGCGGUUCUGUGUAUGGGGUUUUUCAAAACCGAAACACCCAUCCGAUCAACGGAACUGUUGGACAAAAUCUACCAAACAACGAUACGACACGUGGCCACCGUUGAGGACAUAGCGUUGACUGCAAUUUUAAAGCUGCUUCGUUACUCAUCCCGCAUACCCAGUGUUCCGUCGAUGGAGGCGCUGCUAGCCGCGCUUGUACCUCGGAUACCAAGCCUUUCCACCUUUGCCUGCCUGCACGUGGCACUGCUAGGGAGUGAUAUCCAUCUGUGCCACAGUCCGACGCUGGAACCGGUGGUGGCCAAGUUCGCCGACAACCUGUCCGAGCUGCGAUUAAAGGAUCUGGAGCGCAUUGCGUUCGUGCUGGCACACAACAAUACGGCGUUUGUGUCUGGCAAAGAUAGCCUUCUGUGUGCGCGGAUACUCGAGGAUUUACCGAAUCGUAUCACCGAGAUCGUCACGUAUCCAAGGUGCUACAUUUCCCUGCUCUACUUUCUGGCCAUUAGGAACGUGUACAACGUUGAUUACAUCACGACCGCUUUCGACAAACAGUUUCUUAAGUUGGCCUACAAGAAAAAUCUUCCCGGUGCCGGCCGAGAAGCAGUAUCGUUGGAUGCGUAUGCCAGCAUUAACCUCCGCGACCGUUACGAUGGCAACCGUUUUCCUGCCAAUGCCUUCCAGAUUGUCUGCAAGCUUACGCAGGACUAUCUGCCCAAUCCAAAGUAUCGGCUUACGAAAUCGGAUCGCAUGUUGCUGGACAUUCAACGAACGUUCGGUGAGCUAAAGCCGGGGUCUACCCAAUGCCGUAUCGUGCACCUGCUGCCCCACUACCAGCGUCCGGAUAUACUGUUCUGCUGGGAUGCCCUGUCCAAACGAUUGCUCGACGUUAACGAACUCCUGCCGGAACAGAGCACCCAUGAGAUCAUGACACGUGAGGCGGUGCUGAAGGAACGAAGCAAAGAAAAGCAUCUCCGUCUGGUGGCCAUCGUGGUGGGUUCGUGGAACUGUUACGUUCGUAAUGUGAAACGACGAACGGGUGGUUACGCGAUGAAGUUGGAACAGCUGCGUCGCCUAGGCUACGAAAUAGUCGAAAUACCGUGGUACGAAUGGCCAGUCUACUCGCAAGACGAUAUGCUCAAGUAUCUCAAGGCCAAACUAGUCGCAUAUCGAUAGCAAUUUUAUAGAGGGAUGAAUAUGUUAUGCGAAAUAAAAGUAGAACCUCAAUGAGGAAAACAAAUUAAAAAAUUGGCAAAUGUUAAAUAGAAUUGCUUCGCUCAACGUCUCUUUCAAAACCGGCUAGAAAAGAGCGGAAGUGAAAGAGAUGACAAUAUGCGCUGUCCCUUUCUCGAACCGGUAGCACGCCGGUUCCCGCGCAAUUAGCUGUCAUUUGAUGAUGCCGGCACCAACCCACAUCCUGCAAGGACCAAAACGACGAUGCAACUUC
Molecule: messenger RNA, 2335 nt
Organism: Anopheles darlingi
Lineage: Eukaryota; Metazoa; Arthropoda; Insecta; Diptera; Culicidae
Exons: 1
Coding region: 106-2064 (652 amino acids)
Source: RefSeq, a predicted model, not a curated record